AUGUACUUUGACGGGGCCUUUCUGUCUGAACGAGGUGGUGCUGGUGUAGUAUUUCUGACCCCUCAAGAUGGCGUCAUUCCCUUGUCCUUCUCCCUUGCAAAGGCCGACUCGCACAAUGAGGCUAAGUAUCAAGCCCUCAUAAUAGGGCUCGAUGUCACCUUAGACCUCGAACUGGAACGGUUAGCCAUUUUUGGUGAUUCCGAGCUAGUAAUACAGCAGCUCAAAGGGAUAUACGAUGUGAGAAAAGACAGCCUCAAGCCUUAUCAUGACACUGCUAAGACCCUGAUGGCGAACCUCGAUGACUUUUCCAUAGGGCACAUUAACAGAAGGUUGAAUUCUCAAGCUGAUGUCGUUGCCAUACUCGGUGCCACUAUCCAAAUCUCCUCGAAAGAACCCACGCCUAUGUGGGUAGCAGAGUGA
Amborella trichopoda is the source of this 420-nucleotide messenger RNA. NCBI's taxonomy places the organism in Eukaryota, Viridiplantae, Streptophyta, Magnoliopsida, Amborellales, Amborellaceae. The record is from RefSeq and is a predicted model, not a curated record.